Messenger RNA from Diversispora eburnea, 1380 nucleotides. The record is from the annotation of a GenBank genome assembly. NCBI's taxonomy places the organism in Eukaryota, Fungi, Glomeromycota, Glomeromycetes, Diversisporales, Diversisporaceae.
AUGUAUUUCUCUUUUGAAAUAUUUCCAGCCUAUGUAUGGAAUGAACCUCCAAUGGUUCCCUAUAAAAUUCCAAUAAUUGGCCAUACAUUAGAUUAUUUAUUUAAUGUUGAUAAUUUUUUGGCCGAAUGUAAACAAAAAUACGGUGAUCCUUUCAAUAUAUAUGUAUUCGGUCAGGUGACUACUGUAGCCGGAAGCGAAGUUGCUCAUGAAGUUUAUACAAACAAUGCUUUUAGUUUGUUCGUCGCUACGCGAGAUGCAUUUCCUUUGUAUCGUGUUUUAAAAAGUUUUGAUGAUCUUGAAACGAUGGAACAAGUAAUCAAAACAAUACGUGAAGGAAUUACUCCGAAAUUAUCUUUAUACACUGGAAGAAUGCAAAAACAACUAUUAUUCUCUAUUAAUAAGGAAAUUGGAGAUUGUUCUGUCCCUAAAUUAAUAGCGAAUAAUAAUUUCUCAAUAAUAAUCGCUCGCCCAGUAGCUGAUAUCAUAGUUGGACAGGAAAUAUCAAAAAAUGAAGACGUGGUCAAAGCUUUUGCUGAUUUUACCAAGGAUUUUGGAUCAAUCCUCGAAAUACCUCCCAUCCUUUCAUUUAUUCAUCCAAAUCUCCAUGUCCAAGCUAUCACUUUACCACUUAGAUUUGGGUGGAAUCCAAUUAGGAAACAUUUGCUCACUUUAAAGAAACAUUUGAAACCUGAAUUAGAGAAAAGAUUGAAAGAGAAAAAAAUUCUUGGUAAUAAAUAUGAACCACCUAUGGAUAUAGUUCAAUGUUAUUUGAAUAAUCCUAAAUACGAAACAAAAGUUAUUACUGAUGAUUACUUAAAUAAAAUCUGUGAAUUUUUAUUUAUUAUUGUUGUUGCCUCUAUUCACACCACUACUCGUUAUACUACUUGUGCUCUUUAUGAUUUUGCAGGAAGACCAGAAUUAUGGGAUGAUAUUUAUGAAGAACAAGUAAGAAUUGAUAAAGAAAGUAAUGGAGAAUUAUCACUUCAACAUAUUAACAAAAUGGUGAAAUUGGAUACUCCCGUUCCUCACAAAUGUAUGGAAACAUAUACACUUAAAAAUGGAAUGACAAUUCCAAAAGAUCGUAUGGUUCAAGGUUAUUUAAAGGAUAUCCAUCACAAUACCUCAUUCCUUCCUUAUCAUGGUUUGGAAAAUAAUUUUCCCGCAUCAAAAACUGAUAAAGAUUAUCUUAUAUUCGGCACAGGAAAACAUGCUUGUCCUGGAAGAUUUUUUGCUGUAAAUGAAAUUAAAAUUCUUAUGCAUAAAUUAAUUUUAAAUUAUCACAUUAAAACUCCAAGUGGAAAGAUGGAGAAAAAAGGAUAUUAUGGACCUUUUGCUAUACUGCCAGAUACUGGAAUAACUUUCGAGAAUAGAAAAAAAUAG